AUGAAUACUGAGCCGGAAGAUAUGGAAGCCGUCUCUGCACGGCCGGGCAGUGGAGAGAACCACUUGGCUCAACACAGCAUCCAAUUCACAGGCUACAGGGCCUGUCUUGAAUGCCGAAGAAAAAAGACGAAAUGUGACAUGCGUCUGCCAACUUGCGGUCUUUGCUUGAGGACAGGAAAUUCCUGUACUUUUCCGACGAAACGAGAGUCGCCUACAUUUAAGCACCCGAAUGACCGAAAGAAACGGACUGUAGAUGCCCAGAAACUCGAGCGUCUUGUCGAUCUGCUCGAAUCGCGAUUGAGUUCUGGGAACCAAGAACUUCAAGAUCUGUCCCCUCAAUCCGAGAGGUUGAUAUCCGACAAUCUCAUACAAACACCAAAAGACUCCCAGCCAGUUCACACACCAAGCACAGAGGGGAGAGAUCGAGACGCAAUCGGUUUUGCCAACGCAUCACCUCCACGAACCCCCGAAUACUCUGCUGAGAUUGGCCAGACACCAAUGAGUUGUUCUGAGUCUUUUGACCAAGCAUCAAAUUGGCUUUCAGUCCCAGAGUCUAUAGCUAUCGAACUUGUGCAUCUCUUCUUUGAAAAGAUCCAACCCUGGCUUCCGUUGCUUCACAGGCCCAAGUUCUUUGCCUCCUACAUAAACAGCAGUGCGUCAGGCUUCUGCGAUGCUAGUAGCCUGGUUGAUCACGACAAACUAAUCAUACAUGGAGUGCUUGCUCUCGCAGCACGUCACUCGACAAACGCUUAUUUAGCCGACGUGCCUGCACCUGACCGCGGUAACAAGCUGCUCAAAGAGGCAUGCGAUCUGUACGGAAAGCUACGAGCAGCUGACGAACUUCCGAGUAUAGAGUACCUCCAAGGAUGUGUGCUAUUGGCUGUGAACCUGGCUGUAGACGGACCCUGCCAUCGAACCUGGAUCCUCACUGGUGUUAGCGUCCGCAUGGCUUACGACCUUGACUUGUGUAACCUAGAUGAAGGUGAGAACGCGUGCAGUGAUACCGCAGAGUGGACCGCUAUGGAAGAACGUCGACGGCUAUUCUGGGUUCUAUGGGAGCUAGAUACCUUUCUAUCUACCAUAGCCAGACGCCCUCGCGCUAUCGACCACCGAAGGAUGGCCGUCCUUCUUCCCGUGAGCGAUGCAGCAUGGUUUGCUCAGGAGCCCGUCGAUUCGUCACUGCUAGCAACAAGGCCCUCAGAGGCAUGGAAGUGCCUUGUGAAUUCCCCCAAUCAAGAUGAGAGAGCCUGGUUUCUUGUCGCAAACUACAUCAUGGCUCUGGCCUAUGAGAUAACAACCUUCAUGCAUGACCAGGAGACAGAACGCGAAGAAAUCGUCAACGCUAUUACUUGUUUCAGUCUUCUUGUGACGCAGCGGUUUAGUUUGGGAAUCCAUCCAGGUCUUUUCAGCCUCAGCAGUCCCGCCUACCACUGGAUAAUUGGGAUGCAUUUGAUGAUUAACAGUGCACGGAUAUGUGCCUCAACAUUUGAGGGAGAUUCUCAGUCAAGCAUUUCAGCAUAUUCCCGCGAGUUCUGCCGUAUCAUUCAUCACUGGCAUCCCGAGACUGUUGUGCUUGGUCACCCCUUCUUGGCCUGUACUCUUCUAUCACCAUACAUAGGUCUUGAUAACAGGUCUUCGCCUGGUAGUAUAAGAGAUUUGAGCUCGAAUUUUGAAAUGAACCUCUUGAUGUUUGCUCAAUACGGAUCAGUAUGGAAGCUGGGAACUCUGUUGGCUGAUGUAGCGCAGCUACUCGACCAUCCCGACAGUUUAUCGGAAGAAGAAACGGUCCUUGCAAAACGAUUUAUAGCACUCUUCCCAGCGCUUUCUCGACGACAGAAGCCCCCGCCCCGAAAAACAUCGCAGGCGUGCGGAGAGAAGAUGGCAGGCAAAGGUGAUGAGAUGUCUUCGGAACGACCCCUUGAGGCUUUGGAGUUCCCUUUGCAUUUCGACGAAAUAGGCAGCCAGAUUAUUGACUCGAAUGACAUUGGGCCAGCAACUUUGGAGGAAAUGCCUCACUUCCAGAUGGAUCUUCUUGGGGACUGGAGUUCGGAGUUCCCACUUGGGGACGUGUAUAAUGAUAAUCAGCAUUUCAAUUACCUACAACUCUAA
Messenger RNA from Fusarium fujikuroi IMI 58289, 2109 nucleotides. RefSeq lists its product as uncharacterized. Lineage: Eukaryota; Fungi; Ascomycota; Sordariomycetes; Hypocreales; Nectriaceae. Gene Ontology annotation, molecular function: zinc ion binding; DNA-binding transcription factor activity, RNA polymerase II-specific; DNA binding. Gene Ontology annotation, cellular component: nucleus. The coding region runs from base 1 to 2109 and encodes 702 amino acids. The record is from RefSeq and is a predicted model, not a curated record. The transcript is spliced from 5 exons. Gene Ontology annotation, biological process: regulation of DNA-templated transcription; DNA-templated transcription.